Molecule: messenger RNA, 2949 nt
Organism: Dermatophagoides pteronyssinus (European house dust mite)
Lineage: Eukaryota; Metazoa; Arthropoda; Arachnida; Sarcoptiformes; Pyroglyphidae
Product: glutamate receptor ionotropic, kainate 2-like
Biological process (GO): monoatomic ion transport
Cellular component (GO): membrane
Molecular function (GO): signaling receptor activity; ligand-gated monoatomic ion channel activity
Source: RefSeq, a predicted model, not a curated record
UUCAAUGAUGAAAUUACAAAUAAAUAUGAAAACUAAUGAAAUCAUUUUGCUAUCUUUUCAUCAAAUUUCAUCAUUUAAAUUUUUAAUAUCUAUUUUUUACAUUUGGAAUAUUUUUACCCUUGUUCAAUCUUCCUUGCCACAUGUGGUCAAAAUAGGCGGACUAUUCGAAAAUGGUGAUGAAUCUGUUGAAUUAGCAUUUCGUGAUGCUAUCGAAAAAAUCAAUGAAGAAGCCAUCUUACCAAAUACAAGACUUGAAGCUGUCAUUGAAAAGUUGGAACGUUGUGAUAGUUUUCAGGCUUCUAAACGAGUUUGUAGUUUACUUCAUGAUGGUGUUGCCGCUGUAUUUGGUCCACAAUCGGUUGAAACCAGUGCUCACGUUCAAUCAACAUGUGAUGCUUUACAUGUUCCUCAUAUGGAAAUGCGUUGGGAUUUCAAAUUUGAUCCACCAUCAAAUCAUUCGAUAAAUCUCUUUCCACAUCCAUUAGCAUUAGGUAAUGCAUUUCGAGAUCUAAUUAAAUUAAAAAAUUGGAAAAGUUUUGCCAUUUUAUAUGAAGAAAAUGAAGCAUUAGUUCGUAUGCAAGAAAUUCUAAAAGAUCCAUCAUUACGUGAAAAACGGAUUGUUGUACGACAAUUUCCAGUUGGCAGUGGUGAAUAUCGUACCACAUUCAAAGAAUUACAUAAAUUGGCUAUCAAAAAUAUUAUUGUAGAUGUACCUCAGGAACAUAUUUACAAUGUAUUAAAACAUGCUCAACAAGUCGAUAUGUUAUCCGAUUAUCAUAAUUAUUUUUUCACUUCAUUGGAUCUACAUACGGUAGAUCUGGAAGAAUUUCAAUAUGUUGGUGCCAAUAUUUCGGGUUUCAGUCUAGUCGAUCUGAAUUCAAAAGAUUUUGGUCAAAUUUUAAAUAAACUUCAACGUGAUAGUAAUACACGUUACAAUUGGAAUGGUGGUAUUGUUGGUGAUUCAUUUGAUUCUAUGGUUCGAUUGGUUUCAUCGCAUAAUUUUACUACCGAAACGGCACUUGUUUAUGAUGCUGUCCGUUUAUUUGCACAAACAUUGUUUGAAAUAGAAAAAAAUGGUGCCACAAUCCAUCAAAAUUUUCAACAAGAUGAUGUCAGUUGCGAAAAAGAAAAACCAUGGCGUUUUGGUUCAACAAUAUCAAAUUAUAUGCGAAAUAUUGAAGUAAAUGGCCUCACUGGUCCGAUCAAAUUUGAUGAAACCGGUUCCAGAAUCGAUUUCAAAUUAUUGCUUCUCGAAUUGACCCGUGAAGGAUUGAAACACUUUGGUGAUUGGACACCGGGCGAAAAGGUCACAUUCAUGAGUAAUUAUACGAAAGCAAUGACAGAAAUUUAUCGAGACACUUUAAAAAAUAAGACAUUGACCGUUGUAACAAUUCUUGGUGAACCAUAUUGUAUGGAAGCGGAAGAUGAUAAUCGAACAGGAAAUGAUCGUUUUGAAGGCUAUUGUGUAGAUCUUAUUAAAGAGAUUGCUCAAAUUCUUGAAUUCAAAUACGUUAUUAAAGUUGUUGAAGAUGGUGUAUAUGGAAAACGUAAUGAACGAGGUGAAUGGAAUGGAAUGAUCAAAGAAUUGAUUGAAGGGAAAGCAGAUAUCGCUGUUGCCGAUUUGACCAUAACAUAUGAACGUGAAGCGGCCGUUGAUUUUACUAUGCCUUUCAUGAGCUUAGGUAUUGGAAUACUUUACAAACGUCAUAAAAAAGAUCCACCAAAAUUAUUUUCAUUCAUGUCACCAUUGGCCAUGGAUGUAUGGGUCUAUCUAAUCACUUCAUUUCUUGGCGUAACAUUAUUCUUAUUUUUUGUCGCACGAUUCUCUCCAUACGAAUGGGUUAAUCCACAUCCAUGUGUGAAAGAACCUCACGAAUUGAAAAAUAAUUUUUCAAUGAAGAAUACACUUUGGUUUACGAUUGGUUGUCUAAUGCAACAAGGAUGUGACAUAAUGCCACGUUCAUUAUCGACCAGAGUAUUGGCUGCAAGUUGGUGGUUUUUCAUUCUAAUUCUUGUUUCAUCCUACACUGCUAAUCUGGCUGCUUUUCUCACUGUCGAACGUAUGGUUAAUCCGAUCGAAUCGGCCGAAGAUCUUUCCAAACAGACAAAAAUUCCAUAUGGUUGCCUUAAAUCGGGCUCUACUGAAGCUUUUUUUCGUAAUUCGAAUUUUUCCACUUAUGCACGUAUGUGGUCAUUUAUGGAAUCAUAUAGACCAAGCGUGUUUGUUGAAUCAAACAAAAAAGGUGUUGAUCGUGUUGAAAAAGGUGAUUAUGCCUAUCUGAUGGAAUCGACUAGUAUUGAAUAUAUUGUCGAACGUAAAUGCGAUCUGUAUCAAGUUGGUUCAUUGCUUGAUUCCAAAGGAUAUGGUAUUGCAACUCCUCCCGAUUCUCAAUAUCGCUCGAUUAUUUCGGAUGCCAUUCUCAAACUACAAGAGGAAGGCAAAUUACAUAUGCUCAAAAAUCGUUGGUGGUCUGGUAAAGGCAAAUGUGGUGGCAAAAAAGAAACACAAAAAGUAUCCGGUUCAGCUAGUGAAUUAGGCUUAGCUAAUGUUGGUGGUGUGUUUGUUGUUUUAGCUGCCGGUUCUAUCAUAGCAAUUAUCAUUUGUAUUGGUGAAUUCAUCUGGAAAAUGGAGAAUAUUCCACGUUCCGAAAGAGAACACAUCUGUAUUGAAUUAUUACGUGAAAUUAAAUACGUAAUAUGUUGCUAUGGUAAUACUAGACCUAUUCGUAAAGUAAGCGAUAUGAAUCCGGCAAGACAUUUAAUCAUACAAGCUGGUAAUGGAUUGCCAUUUUUGCCAAUGAAUAGUUAUCAAGAAAUGAAUAAUAAGAACAAUUAUUCAUAAGAUAAUAAUAAUAAUCAGUCAUUUCUUUUUAUUUGACUUGUGUGCUUACUUCUUUCUUUCUCCAUCAUCAUUUUGAUUUUCAUUAACUUAUAUGUGAAAUUUAUAUC